Messenger RNA from Uranotaenia lowii, 2014 nucleotides. RefSeq names its product phospholipase B1, membrane-associated-like. Bases 548 to 1813 code for a protein of 421 amino acids. NCBI's taxonomy places the organism in Eukaryota, Metazoa, Arthropoda, Insecta, Diptera, Culicidae. The record is from RefSeq and is a predicted model, not a curated record. Gene Ontology annotation, molecular function: glycerophospholipase activity. The transcript has 5 exons. Gene Ontology annotation, biological process: phospholipid metabolic process.
GUCCCGAUCGCAAGCUAGGAAGAAAUCGCGAAAACGCGCGCGCUCUUUAUCCCGAGUUCGAUUGAUCGAAAAUUCAUCACGCGUACAGGUGUCAGUUUCGUGUAAAGUUUGAUAAAAAAAAAAAAUAUAGCACAUAAAUAUUUUCGUCGAGCUGCACCGGAGAGCCACGAAGAUUGAUAUAAGGUAUUUAGCGAACGGAAAUGUGCAGAAUUGUGAAGUGAGCCACGGAUUAUAAUUAUCAUCAACAUCGGUUUCUGGAUGGUAGAAUUGCCCCUCGGUUGUAAAUCUUUGAUUACGAUCUGAAUCAAUCAUAUAAGUUGGCAUUCCUCAUCGGGCCUUGCGUCAAUAACAGAGUUUAAAAUAUUAUAAUUUUUUUCAACCGAAGAUUCUCUCAAGUUCCAAAAUAUUUGACCUGAAGUUAGUGAUCAUCGUUUGGUCCUGUUUGACGUCAGUCUGGAUACUGGAGAAAUUGAGGUGCUGAGAUACAAUAAGUGAAUAUUCAGCAAAAUCCUGGACCAUUUCGGAGCAAAUUGAGAACCGCAAUAAAAUGAUGAUCGAUCCCUCAAGAAUACUACUGCUAGUUGUUGCAGUUCAGAUAUUGUUGAUAGAAAAUUGCUAUGGUCAGCCACAGAUAACGUCCUUAGAUUCGCCAAUAUUUAUUUCCAAAUUUCGUAAUCUACGUGGGCUAGCACUCAACUUUAUUGGAUUCAAUGGACACGACCCUCACAAAUUCAAGAUCAAUGCAAAACAAAUGAAAUUACAAAACCAAUAUUCGACGGACAUGCCAUUCUUCUGUAACACGACCGGGAUGAGAAGCUCGGUUCCUCCGAAUUCGGUAGACAAGCUUCGACCGGGUGAUAUCGACAUCGUGGGAGCGAUUGGCGAUUCGCUGACUGCCGGAAAUGGUGCAAUGGCUACCAACAUUUUGGAGGUGCUGGUCGAGAAUAAGGGAAUCUCGUGGAGCAUUGGUGGUCAGGCCAAUUGGCGCCAGUUUUUAACGCUGCCGAAUAUUCUGAAGGAAUUUAAUCCAUCACUCUACGGUUACCCGGUGAAGGAUGGAGUAUCGACGAGUAAAUCGUCUCGCUUCAACGCAGCCGAGGGCGGUGCGAUGAGCCAGGACAUUCCUCAUCAGGCCAGGAACUUGGUCAAACGGAUGCUUUCCGAUCCCAAGGUGGACGUCAAAAAGCACUGGAAAGUGAUUACCAUUCUGAUCGGGGGCAAUGAUUUCUGCUCCAACAUCUGCUACACCAACCCACCGGAGAAAGCGUUGGAGUAUCACGAAAAGAAUAUCUUGACCGCCUUGAGGAUCUUCCGCGAUUAUUUGCCGCGUACUUAUGUUAACUUGGUAGCGAGCCCGAAUGUUGACAUUUUGACGAAAAUGAAGGGCAAGCCUUCGGAAUGUGUAACGAUGCACGUGUUCGAGUGUCCCUGUUUUGUCGCUACUCGUUUCGUGGCAAAUAACAAACGGUACGUCAAACUGAUAGAAAAGUGGAACAGACUGCAGAUGGAAAUUACCACCCGGGAAGAAUUCCACUCGAAGCCAGACUUUACCGUGGAAUAUCAACCGUUUAUUGCCAACAUUAGUAUUCCGGAAAGGAACGGUCUAACGGACUUCAGUUACAUGUCGGUGGACUGUUUUCACCUGAGCCAGAAGGGUUAUGCCCGAGCAUCGAAUGCCCUGUGGAAUAAUAUGUUGGAACCGAUUGGGGAAAAGACGCUGAACUGGGAGCAUGAAUUUUCCAACUUCAAAUGUCCCUCGCAAGACAUGCCAUAUUUAAGAACUUUGAAUAAUAGUUUAAAUGGACGGCUUUAGGAAUUUCAACAUAAAACAGUGAAUCAUCUGUGAUAAAUCAUGUCCGUAGCCAAGUAGCUUAAGAAACAAGAAUAAUGUUCACUAAUUAACACAUUAACUGCCAUAACAACUUAACUGUCAUUAUGGUUAAUAGCAAAUAAUUGUAAAGAAAAUCAGUGCGAAUUCAAAUUGGCGAAAAAUGACUGAGCUACAUGAUAUUAA